GUGUAUCCGAAUUGUUUGGCAUUAGAAAAAAAUUAAGGUGACACGUCCACCCACCCUGUCAAUGAUCCACGGUUUCACGAAUUCUGCAUGACAAAUUUUCAUGUUUUAACUAUUAAAAAUGCCGUUGCGACUGGAUAUCAAGAGGAAGCUGACGGCCAGGUCGGACCGCGUCAAAUGCGUGGAUCAGCAUCCUACAGAACCCUGGGUGCUUUGCUCAUUAUACAACGGCGACGUCAAUAUAUGGAAUUAUGAAACUCAUACACAGAUCAAGAGAUUUGAGGUGUGUGAUCUGCCUGUGCGUGCGGCAAAAUUUGUGCCGAGGAAGAAUUGGGUGGUCACAGGUUCAGAUGAUAUGCAGAUAAGAAUAUUUAACUACAAUACAUUGGAAAGAAUUCACAAUUUCGAAGCUCACUCAGACUAUGUGAGGUGUAUUGUCAUUCAUCCCACACAGCCUUACAUAUUGACCAGUAGUGACGAUCUUCUUAUAAAGCUUUGGAAUUGGGAUCGCAACUGGGCAUGUCAGCAAGUAUUUGAGGGACACACCCAUUAUGUAAUGCAAAUUGCAAUUAACCCCAAGGAUAACAAUACAUUUGCAAGUGCUAGUCUUGACACAACUGUUAAGGUGUGGCAGUUAGGUUCUUCAAUCUCAAAUUUCACCUUAGAAGGACAUGACAAAGGUGUGAACUGUGUUGAUUAUUAUCAUGGUGGUGACAAACCAUACCUCAUUAGUGGUGCUGAUGACCGUCUCGUCAAAAUCUGGGACUAUCAGAACAAGACUUGUGUACAGACACUUGAAAGUCAUGUUCAGAAUGUCUCUGCUGUUUCAUUCCAUCCCGAGCUACCAAUACUUCUAACAGGUUCCGAAGAUGGAACAGUUAGGUUAUGGCAUGCAGGUACUUACAGACUAGAGUCAUCUCUCAACUAUGGAUUUGAACGCGUAUGGACUAUAUCUGCAUUGCAUGGUUCAAACAAUGUCGCUAUUGGUUAUGAUGAAGGCACCAUCAUGAUAAAGGUGGGUAGGGAAGAACCAGCUAUAUCUAUGGAUGUGAACGGAGGCAAAAUCAUAUGGGCUAAGCACUCUGAAAUGCAGCAGGUUAACUUAAAGGCAUUACCCGAAGGUACAGAGAUCAAGGAUGGUGAACGUGUACCAGUGGUUGCAAAGGACAUGGGAUCCUGUGAGAUAUACCCUCAGACCAUCGCACACAACCCCAAUGGCCGUUUUGUUGUUGUAUGUGGUGAUGGGGAGUACAUUAUAUACACAGCUAUGGCACUUAGAAAUAAGGCAUUUGGGACUGCCCAGGAAUUUGUAUGGGCUUUGGAUAGCUCUGAAUAUGCUACACUUGAGAACUCGAAUACUGUGAAAGUAUUUAAGAACUUCAAGGAGAGGAAGAGUUUUAAGCCGGAAUACGGUGCCGAAGGUAUCUUCGGUGGGUUCAUGUUGGGCGUGAAGUCAAUUAGUGGCAUGGCGUUUUCAUUCUACGACUGGGAACAAUUGGAACUUAUAAGAAGGAUCGAGAUCCAACCACGUCACGUUUUCUGGUCGGAGAGUGGAAACCUGGUCUGCCUUGCAAGUGACGAAUCUUAUUUUGUACUCAAAUACAACCCUGCUGUGGUCACUAGAGCGAGAGAGACGAACACAAACAUCGCUGAGGACGGUAUCGAAAACGCUUUUGAGGUCGUUGGCGAGGUGAACGAGACCGUGAAGACGGGUCUAUGGGUAGGCGACUGCUUCAUCUACACGAAUUCCUUGAACAGGAUAAAUUACUACGUCGGUGGAGAAAUCGUGACCGUGUCCCAUCUCGACCGCACCAUGUACAUCCUUGGAUAUGUUCCUAAAGAAAACAGGUUGUACCUAAACGAUAAGGAGUUGAACAUAGUUUCGUACUCGCUGCUGCUCCCCGUGCUGGAGUACCAAACGGCGGUGAUGCGAGGCGACUUCGAGACGGCGGACCGAGUGCUGCCCACUGUGCCUCACGAACAUCGCACCAGGGUCGCGCAUUUCCUUGAAAAGCAGGGCUUCAAGCAACAAGCUCUUGCAGUAUCUACGGAACCGGAACACCAGUUCGAACUGGCCCUGGCACUGGGAGAGUUAAAUCAGUGCAAGCAGCUGGCUGAGGAGGCAGCGCGCAUUGAGGGAGGGGAAGGAGACGGUCCCUCUCGGUCUUCAGCAGCAAGGUGGUCGAGACUCGGAGCAGCAGCAGCCGCUGCAGCGGAUACGGAUCUCACGAAGACAUGUUAUCAAAACGCACACGAUUACAGUGCUUUGUUGCUGUUUGCUGUCAGCACCGGCGAUAAAGCGUUGCUGGAAGACGUAGCGCGAAUGUCAGCGGCGGAAGGAGACGACAACAUCGCCUUCGCGUCGUACUUCACUCUGAAUGACCUGGAUUCCUGCCUGCAGCUGCUCAUCAAGAGGAACAAGUUGCCAGAAGCCGCAUUCUUUGCCAGAUCGUACAUUCCAUCGAAGAUGAGCGAGGUGGUGAAGAUGUGGCGAGAGGUUGUAUGCGCUACUAAUAAGAAGUCUGGCCAGUCUCUCGCCGACCCCGAGCAAUAUGACAAUCUAUUCCCUGAGUUUGAAGAAUCAUUAGCGAUAGAAAAGUUCCAGCGCGAGUUUGCCUCCGAAUAUCACACACAGAUGUCCAAUCUGACAGACAAUUCCAAGAUAUGCAACAUAGAAAGGGACCUGGCGCAAGAGAAGGCGGACAUGGAGAGCCGAGGGCUCUGGAAACCAGGCCCGAAUGAUGAAAGAAGUACUGCGAAAAGGAUAUCGGAUAGUUUAGAAGAGACAGCCGCUGAUAGGAAGCGUAAAGACUCGCUGGACAUGGAGGAGAUAGAACGAGAGAUUGAUGACAUCGUGUUGGAUGACACCAUCAACGACCUGGAUUUGUCGGACGACGCCGAUUUAAUUGAUUAAUGAAUAGUUAUAUUUUUUAUUUUAUAUUAAUAUUACGAUCAUCAUAAAAGUGUGUAUUUCCUAAAGUGCUAAUACGUUUAAGAUUAUUCUAGUAUUAUACACAUUUUUUUUUUAAAAAAACUUCUUUACUUCGUUCACCGUUCUCAUCUUCGUCUUAAUUGUCAUUUAUUUGCAUUAAUACAAUAAAUUAGUAAUACGUAGUUAAGCCAUGUUAGUAGUCAAUUAGCUUAUUCGCGUUUUAAAUGGUAGUCAAAUGCUUUGAAUUACAAGCUCAGCGUUGGCGUUGCCGGAUAUGUUUUAAAAGAUUUGAAAAAUAUAUAUAUAUUUUCUUACUCAGUGUUGGACAUAUUGUAGUUAGAAUCCCGUUGGCGGCUUGUUAAAUUGGACGGUAUGUAAUUAAUUCCAAAUAUUUCAACUCUUAGUUCUCAGUUCUCAGUUCAUAGAUCAAAAUUAAUGUCGUAAUUAAAUUUAAAAAAAAAAAUGAUCAUUUGAAUUUUAGGUACAAUAUGAUUCGGUCCGUUCUUAUUUGUUACUUCUGACUCUACCGUACUUGUGUGAUUUUCGCUUGUUGGCGCCCGUGCCUCAGAGCGGCCUCGUGACGCCGAACCAGCCUACCGUUACGUAUUGACUGCCGACCUCUGGCAAAAUACAACUGAUGAAAAGUCUGUGCCUUUGAUGAUAAUUUAAAUACAAAUUUACUAUGGUACAUAAUAUAAUAACUACAGCCCUGUACUUAAACAUUUAAAAAAAUAAUAGUGAACUCUUUAUUUAUCUGCAUUUUAUCGCACAAUAUUAUUAAUAAUAUAAUAUUAUAAAAUUGAUAUUGAAAAUAUUUAUUAUAUAAUGUUAAAGAUUGUUUACGAUUACCAUUAGGACUAUAAGUGAAAUAUUCUUGUUUUGACAAUGCUGUAUAUUUGAAUAUGAUAUCGUAUAAUAAAUUAAAUAGGCUAUAACACAUAUGUAACAAUUUGUGUUACUUAAAUAUAAUAAUUGGAAAUACCGUUCAUCGUUAAAGUUGCAUUAAUUAUAUUAUAAAUAAAAUGAAUCGUCUGUUCACUUCCUAAUAUUAGUCUUGUAUUAUAUAAUAAAUAAUUUAUGAGAAAAUGUAAAAUAUUGUUUUCUUAAUUAAAGGAAAUACUUAGUAAACGCGUUGUUUGUUUUAACAUCCAUAUUAUAACAGUUCAUAUAGUUGAAUGUUACUCAAGUAUUAUUGGUCCGUCGACUGACAAUUAGGACGAAGGAGCACUGUACAAAAGCUAUUCGUAAUGUACUUUAUAUAGAUGAUAUGACGUCACGCUAGUAUAAAUGUUUGUAUGCCACAAUUAUUUACAAAAUGUAUUGUAUAUUCCAUGUGAAUUGUUAUAUAGAAAGUGUUCUCGCAAUACGUUUUAAUUAUCAAUAAAGUUUUGAACUAUA
This is a messenger RNA of Nymphalis io (European peacock), 4327 nucleotides long. RefSeq names its product coatomer subunit beta' (gene beta'COP). Gene Ontology annotation, molecular function: protein binding; structural molecule activity. Gene Ontology annotation, biological process: endoplasmic reticulum to Golgi vesicle-mediated transport; intracellular protein transport; intra-Golgi vesicle-mediated transport. NCBI's taxonomy places the organism in Eukaryota, Metazoa, Arthropoda, Insecta, Lepidoptera, Nymphalidae. The record is from RefSeq and is a predicted model, not a curated record. Bases 119 to 2911 code for a protein of 930 amino acids. Gene Ontology annotation, cellular component: COPI vesicle coat. The transcript has 18 exons.